Penicillium chermesinum is the source of this 1332-nucleotide messenger RNA. Its product is annotated as non-ribosomal peptide synthetase. NCBI's taxonomy places the organism in Eukaryota, Fungi, Ascomycota, Eurotiomycetes, Eurotiales, Aspergillaceae. Gene Ontology annotation, cellular component: cytoplasm. Gene Ontology annotation, molecular function: phosphopantetheine binding. Gene Ontology annotation, biological process: secondary metabolite biosynthetic process; amino acid activation for nonribosomal peptide biosynthetic process. The coding region runs from base 1 to 1332 and encodes 443 amino acids. The transcript has a single exon. The record is from RefSeq and is a predicted model, not a curated record.
AUGGGUGAAGCGGUUCAGCCCAAGGUGAUUGACCAGUGGGCCAAAUAUACGACUAUUAUCAAUGCCUACGGACCAUCUGAGUGUUGUAUACAUACUACAGCAAACCCAAUCCAGAGAAGAUCCGAGGCAUCAAAUAUAGGGAAGCCACUUGCAAGUCUUUUCUGGAUCGUCAACCCAGCUAAUGUUGGACAAUUGGUUCCAAUCGGUGCACCCGGCGAGCUACUAAUUGAAGGGCCCCAGUUAGCACGUGGUUAUUUGAAUGACCCUGUCAAGACCGCUACUGCCUUUAUCCAUGACCCAGCCUUUACACAACAUUUUGGUCUAACUGGCCGACGGAUGUAUCGGACUGGUGAUAUGGUGCAGCAGAAUGCAGAUGGCUCUAUUGUAUAUAUCGGUCGCCGCGACACACAGGUUAAGAUUCGUGGCCAACGUGUUGAGAUUGGUGAAAUUGAAAGUCAGAUUGUGUAUCGGCUUCCAAAUACAACCGAAGCUAUUGUUGAUGUGGUGCGACCGGCUGGUGAAGCCUACGAUGGAGUUCUGAUGCUAGUAGCUGUUAUCGAAUAUCCUGGGGCUGGAUCAUCUAGCAAUGGACCGCUAGGUUUGUUCGAUUAUUCACAGAUUACCGAUGCCACUCGCAAUAGCCUCCAGCGGUUGGACAUCGAACUCGGCCAGAUGCUACCGGCCUACAUGAUACCCACAGUGUACCUCCUUACUCCAAAGAUCCCAGUGAACAAUUCUGGAAAGCUGGACCGCCAACUCGUGCGGGAAGAGCUCCGCCAAAUGUCCCGCCAGUUGCUGAGUUGCUAUUCUUAUUCAAUAAUCGCAAAGCAACCUCCAACAACCCCUAUGGAGCAUAGACUGCACAAGCUAUGGACUACAGUCUUAUCCCUUCCUCCCGAUGCAGUGGGCAUCAACGACUCUUUCUUCCGACUUGGUGGUGAUUCCGUCUUAGCUAUGAAGCUGACAGCGAUGGCCCGGGCUGAGCAAAUCCCCCUCUCUGUGGCUGAGAUACUCCGUGCGCCCCGUCUAGUAGAUCUGGCGGAGGCUUUGCUAAAUAAGCACAAGGACUUUGGCCUCGCGAACAAAGAUCCAGCCCCGUUCAGUCUAUGGCCUGAAUUAGCCCAGGUUGACUCCGACACAGAUAAGGCGCAAGAACAAAUGUUGGCAACUGUUGCGACACAAUGCACCAUUGCAACCGACCUAAUCGAGGAUAUUUACCCUUGCAGUCCCCUACAGGCUGGUCUUAUGGCGAUCACUGCACAACGUCCCAAGGCAUAUGUCGCCCAACGCGUCUUCCAACUACAGGCUAGUCUCUCUCAUUCGACAGCUUAA